AUGCUGUUUGCGCUAGUCCUCAUUGAUAAUCAUAAUUCAAGUAAUUGUUUUGCAAUUUGCAUGCAGAAAUGGGAUGAGAGUAAGCAAUGGAAAUACGGAUUCCUGGCACUAUAUAUUGGCGCUAAUGGUCUGCACAAUUUCAUUGGGCAUCAAUCUUCUUCGAGGAUAAUACCGCGUUGUCUGAAGAACCUGGUUUGCUCCUUGACCUUUUAUCCUUCCUGUAGUAGUUUUAGUCUUUAACUUUUGCGUAAAGUCUUUCAUGUGGAGAAAUGCAACUAUGAGCAAGUCUUUCACAACUGUCUUUCAUAUUGGACUUUAAACUUUGCUUUGUGUGGCUCUUUUGUGAGGAAUGUUUGAAUUUUUGAAUGGAAGACACAUAAUAAUUAAGAAAUAUGGCUCAAGUUCCCAAUGAGCCAAGAUAAUAUAUUGUUAUCCCUGUA
This is a messenger RNA of Rubroshorea leprosula, 440 nucleotides long. The record is from the annotation of a GenBank genome assembly. Lineage: Eukaryota; Viridiplantae; Streptophyta; Magnoliopsida; Malvales; Dipterocarpaceae.